Macroventuria anomochaeta is the source of this 387-nucleotide messenger RNA. RefSeq lists its product as uncharacterized. The transcript has a single exon. NCBI's taxonomy places the organism in Eukaryota, Fungi, Ascomycota, Dothideomycetes, Pleosporales, Didymellaceae. The record is from RefSeq and is a predicted model, not a curated record. The annotation marks the transcript as partial.
CUGAAAGCUGCCCUUGCAGAGAUAAGGUCUUUGAAACAAGGAGAAUCUUUUUCGUACCAAUUUCUUGCCAAAAAACAUGGUGUUUCCCGCACUACUUUGACAAAACACCACCAGGGUUGGAGAACAACCUGUACAGGGGCUCAUGAUCAACGCCAACUACUAUCACAACGCGAUGAGGCAGAGCUUGUACAAUACAUCAGAAGCCUCACUGAGAAACACUGUCCACCUACACAGCAAAUGAUUAUCAAUUUCGCAACUCCCUUGUGCAAAUGGGAGCCUUCUGAGGCAUGGGUUACAAGGCUUAUUCACCGUCAUAACGACACCCUUAUCACUGCCUGGACCACCCCCAUGGAAAGCAAUUGUCAUAAGGCUGAUAACGGUGAAAGA